Penicillium argentinense is the source of this 1227-nucleotide messenger RNA. RefSeq names its product bifunctional chorismate synthase/riboflavin reductase [NAD(P)H] ARO2. The coding region runs from base 1 to 1227 and encodes 408 amino acids. The transcript has 3 exons. Gene Ontology annotation, molecular function: chorismate synthase activity; FMN binding. Gene Ontology annotation, cellular component: cytosol. Lineage: Eukaryota; Fungi; Ascomycota; Eurotiomycetes; Eurotiales; Aspergillaceae. Gene Ontology annotation, biological process: aromatic amino acid biosynthetic process; chorismate biosynthetic process. The record is from RefSeq and is a predicted model, not a curated record.
AUGUCGACGUGGGGUGAACACUUCCGAGUCACCACCUAUGGUGAAUCGCACUGCCGCUCGGUCGGCUGCAUUGUCGACGGAGUCCCUCCUGGCAUGCAACUCACCGAAGACGACAUCCAGCCUCAGAUGACCCGUCGCCGUCCCGGCCAGAGUGCCCUGACUACCCCGCGGAACGAGAAGGACCGAGUCGAGAUUCAAUCAGGCACAGAGUUUGGCAUUACACUGGGUACGCCCAUUGGCAUGCUGGUCCGCAAUGAGGACCAGCGCCCCAAGGAUUACGGCGGUAGCACAAUGGACCUGUACCCUCGUCCCAGCCAUGCCGACUUCACCUACCUCGAGAAGUACGGCGUCAAGGCCAGCAGCGGUGGUGGCCGCAGCAGUGCCCGUGAGACCAUUGGUCGUGUCGCCGCCGGUGCCAUCGCUGAGAAAUACCUGAAACUCUCCCACGGCGUCGAGAUCGUCUGUUUCGUCUCCUCCGUCGGCAACGAGCACCUCUACCCCCCAACCCCCGAACACCCCACCGCCUCCACAAACCCUGAAUACCUGAAGCUCCUCGAGACCAUCACCCGCGAAACUGUUGACCAGUAUGCCCCCGUCCGCUGCCCCGACACCGCCGCCUCGGAGCGCAUGACCAAGGUCAUCGAGAAGUUCCGCGACAACGCCGACAGCAUUGGCGGAACCGUCACCUGCGUCAUCCGCAAUGUCCCCGUCGGCCUUGGCGAGCCCUGCUUUGACAAACUGGAAGCUAAGCUCGGCCACGCCAUGCUCAGCAUCCCCGCCACCAAGGGCUUCGAAAUCGGCUCUGGUUUCGGCGGCUGCGAGGUCCCAGGCUCCAUCCACAACGACCCCUUCACUAGCGUCUCUUCUUCCGACGGCACCCAGCGCCUGGCCACCAAGACCAACAACUCCGGCGGCAUCCAGGGUGGUAUCUCGAACGGUGCCUCGAUCUACUUCCGCGUCGCCUUCAAGCCUCCGGCGACUAUCGGCCAGGCCCAGUCGACCGCCACCUACGGUUUCGAAGAGGGUGUUCUGGAAGCGAAGGGCCGUCACGACCCCUGCGUCGUGCCCCGUGCCGUCCCCAUCGUCGAGGCCAUGUCCUCUCUCGUCAUCAUGGAUGCCCUCAUGGCUCAGUAUGCGCGUGAGAGCGCGAAGAACCUCCUCCCGCCGCUGCCUUCGACCCUGCCUACCAAGCCGGCGACUGCUCCCAAAGGUGCUCCCGCCUCGUAG